AUGGAGACUUUACGCCUCAAGCCACGCCAGCCCGUGGCCGAACCCGAUAUCGAGGACUGGGACGAUGACGACUUCCAGAUCGACACCGACGAUCUGACAUUUCGCACUGCGUCCACCACUACGAACCUUCCUCCCACACGACGCGACUCUGCGUCUUCACAUGUUUCUCUCCGCUCCGAUCUCGAAUCCAUCCUGGACGAGGAGACACAUGUGCACGUCCCGGGCGACGACGAGAAGUCGACCCUGGACGCUAUCGCCGCUGCCACACAGGCCGGCAUUCCGAUACCCAAGAAUGUACCCUCUUCCGCUCUCAUGGGUGGCACUAUUAAACGACUAGGUGGGAGGAAGAUCAAGAAGAUCAUGCAGGACGACUGGGAGGAUGAUCUGGUACUGCCAGAUUCAGGCCAGGGCCUUCGCAUUAAGCCUCAAGACGGCUCCAAGUUCCCCGACAUGCUCAGGCAAGUCAGCGGCGGCUCCAGCCAGACAAGUCCGACCAAGCCUAUGAAGACCCCUCCGGCCGUGUCGCUGCUUGACCGGAGAGAGUCGACUGAAUCGAGGACCAGCACGCUGUCAGGAGCCCUUAACUUGGAGAAGUUCCGCGACAACGACGACGACGACGACGACUUCUUUGGCGACGGUUCCGAGACCAUCAAAAAGAACGACAAUGCGUUGGACGAUGACUUUGAGAAUGACUUCGAGCUGCCGUCGGACGGCAAACUGAAGCUCUCUACUAGGAAAGACAUCCCAAAGACGCCUCUGUCACAUGCAGAAGACUUGGAUUGGGGCGAGGGCAGCCUUGGAACUCGAUUUGGAGGCACUCGCAGAGACGGUCGUUCCAACAGAAGCUCCUCUGUCUCGGCCAUGAGUCCCAGUGUGUCGAGCUCGUUCACUGCCGAAAGCGAGGACGAGAAUUUUGAUGGCCUUGUGCUCCCGAGCGGCCCAGUCAACUUCGAGGAGAGGCUGAGCCGGAGAAAGCUCAGCCGCUCUCCCGUACGUCCUGUGGAGGAAGAACCUCCAAACUUGAAGACUCCUCAGCCACGGAAUGAGCCAGAGCCCGAGGACAUGUUCGAUGGCCUUGAUGUCGGCGAUGGCGAUGUCUUCAGUUCCGGCAAACUUACCCUUCACCGCAACAUUCGUGUCAAUGCGAAUCGGCCACCGAGCCCACAGCGGCCCAAGACGGCAAUCUCCUUGACAUUCUCCAACAAAACCACACCGUCACGACUGCCACGGCCUAGCCAUGAGCGCCAUGAGCGAACCCUCUCUGCUCUGGAGCCUGUAUCCGAGAGCGGUGGUCCGAUUUUCGCUCGUUCGCGGAGAUCUCAGUCCCUCCUCUGUCACGAGCAUUCACAGCAUGCCGACGCCCACGACACCAUCUCCAGGAUCUUUGCUUCCCUCAACGCCUCGAAGGAGGGAGCUGGGUCCUAG
Messenger RNA from Colletotrichum spaethianum, 1425 nucleotides. RefSeq lists its product as uncharacterized. Gene Ontology annotation, molecular function: GTPase activator activity. Gene Ontology annotation, cellular component: mitotic spindle pole body; SIN/MEN two-component GAP complex. The record is from RefSeq and is a predicted model, not a curated record. The transcript has 3 exons. Bases 1 to 1425 code for a protein of 474 amino acids. NCBI's taxonomy places the organism in Eukaryota, Fungi, Ascomycota, Sordariomycetes, Glomerellales, Glomerellaceae. Gene Ontology annotation, biological process: mitotic spindle orientation checkpoint signaling; regulation of Ras protein signal transduction.